Molecule: messenger RNA, 2224 nt
Organism: Monomorium pharaonis (pharaoh ant)
Lineage: Eukaryota; Metazoa; Arthropoda; Insecta; Hymenoptera; Formicidae
Product: MDS1 and EVI1 complex locus protein EVI1-A-like
Exons: 1
Coding region: 38-601 (187 amino acids)
Source: RefSeq, a predicted model, not a curated record
AUGUGAGACGCGAUUCCCACGAGACUCGAUUAUGUAGAUGACUGAAGAGCAUGGACGAAAAUGUUUCUCUCUAUCCGAUGUCGUGUAUCCAGUGAUCUCGCUAGCCGUCACUAACCGCAGCCCGAAAUUUUCGAUUUUUUUUCUAGAUUCGCUUUACGGACAGGUGCACCCAUCGUCUUACGUACAUCCUCAGGUAAUGUCCGCUGGCGGUGUGACCGCGGAAUCUUAUCAGCCUCGAAGAGACAAUCUGAGUGCGAUGGAGAAUACGGAGGAGAAUUCGUAUCUUUACGUCGACUCGACCCAUCGUCAGGAAACCGCUGUAGCACCGAUCCCUACGACGCGCUGGCCGGACAGCGUGCCGAACACGAUCGUGAGGAAGAAGUUCCACUGUCCCAGAUGCAACAGCGGCUACACCAGACUUUCCGACAUGAAGACGCACUGCCAGUUCCAAUGCGGCAAGGAACCGCGAUACCAGUGUCCGUACUGCACGAAGAAAGCAAAGUUCUCGUCGAACAUGUAUGUGCACGUACGACGGAUGCACAAGGACAAGAAGUUGCAAAUCAUCGAUCUGUAUAAACAGCUAUCGAGAGUACGCUGCUGAAGACGCAGGUCAAUGACGAAGAAAUCGAACGCAGAGAUAUUUUAUAGAAAACGCUUCGCGCGGUUAAUGCCGAACAAGUUUGAGAUAAAAUGCUUUUUAUAACGAGUGUAUACCUGGGAAAUAGCAACGCAAACUGCCCAUGUAGGAAGAUGUAUUGCAAAAUUAAGAAUUACAUCGUUUUUUUUACCUCGUUGAAAAUUUGUUAUUAUAUUAUACAUUAUUUGAGAUAUUAAUAUUUAUUGUAAUUAGUUGAAAAAGUUAAAAUUUAGAUUAUUUGCAAGCUACCUGAGCACAGUAGCUUCACUAAUAUGUUUAACUUAAAGAAAAAAGUUGUACGUUAAAUACAUUUAGUAAUAAAUGCGAAUUAUUUUUUUAUUAUGACAAUAUAAUUUUUUAAAAUAAUUGUAUUAUCAUCGUAACAACGAUAAAUUAUUUAAGAAACUAUAUUAAAAUAUGUGUAACAUUAUAACGAGACAUAUGAUGUCUUUUACAACAACUGCUUUAAUUUUUUUGUAUAGAGACGAAUUUUUUAAGAAUAAUAUUUGAUUAAAGACUUAGAAAAAUAUAUCAAAAAUUACAAACCUUUAUAAAAUACAAAAAAUUAUGAGUGAAAGAAGAGAGAUCAAUGGAAGCUGGUUUCUUGUGGUCCAUAAAAGAAUUAAUAUUUAAUAUAUUACAAGCUGUUAUUUAUAAUUAUUAUUAGUUUAUAAUAUUUAAACUAAUAUUUAGUAAAUUAAUUAUAUUUACAACGGUAAUUGCGUCAAGAGUUCUAGUCGCAAAUAUUUAUUUUAUUAUUUACAUAGAGAAUAAUUUAUGUUUAUAUACGCGUCUUUAAAAUUUGUGAUCAAAAUGUUUAAAAUAAAAUUUGUUUUUGUAUAUUGCGUAUUCAACCCACAGUGUUUCCCGUGAACUUUCAGAAGCCUCUUAUUUUCUUUGUUCCUGUAAAUUUAACUUUCUAAUAAGUAUAAUGCUUUUUUUUUCUAACGAAAUUAAAAACUGAGUGGCUGUAACUUAAAAGGUUGAAAAUAGUAUUUUCUGCAUGAUAGGAAAAUUUUUUCCCCAGUAAUCUCGGUUUUUAAUAAUAAAAUUUCUUUUUGUAUAUUUUUAAGGUAAUAUAUUUUAUGUAUUGUUGUAUGAUACGCAAUAUUAAUGAAUACAUGAUGUUUUUCAGGGAUGAAAGUAUCCUCGCUUUCAAUAUUAGGGAUAGAACAUAAGCAGAUCGUCAGGCGUCGUUAUCGGAAAUGGAACAAGGUGGGAAGUCCGAGAUAUCCCUGUACUAAUUGCCCAAGCACGUUCGGACAGAAGAAGAGUCUUCUUACGCAUUUGAGAUACGAAUGCGGACAACCGCCUCGAUUCAAGUGCCCUUAUUGCGAUCUAAUUUCGAAAAAAUCGUCGAACGUACAGAAGCACAUUCGCCGAAAGCACGAGGGUUACGCGGUCUACGUCCAGGACAUCGGUCGAUUUAUAAAUACUGUGACUGCAAUAAAUUGUAUAUCUGCGAGAGAGGAAACAUGUACACAAGAUAACUAAUGCGGUUACAUUUAUUAACAGUGUGCAAUUUGCGUAUGUAAAUAAAUUGUACGUCUCUACGAUAUUAAGCAAAUAUAUGAAACGCAAAAAUAA